AUGCUUUCUCUCUUCCAUUCUCCCAACUACGUGAAAGAUCAUGGCCUGGAUCUCCAACGAUGGCCUUGGCGCCAGGGAAUCAAUUGCAGAAGCUCAUAUGGUAUUUCUCCCACAGCUAAAUCUCAGAAAAUAUCUUGGCUUAUCCAUAAUCAGCUAGUGACCGAGCUCUACAAUCCAGCAAACCAACGAGACCCCGCCAGAAUCCAUGAGAUCCAAGCACGCCUUCAACAGCUCCAAAAGACCGAGAAUGCUUGGGCGAUUGCAGACUCCCUUCUGCAAAAUGAAAAUUCAUCCCAGCAUCGCUUCAUGGGUGCCCUUACCUUCACGGUGAAGAUCAAUGUCUCAUGGAACGAAAUCGACGAGCAUGGCGCGACCGAAGUCAUGCAACACCUGAUUAAUCGAUUCGUACACAUGGUUAACAAGGGCGAACAGGCAUUGGUGGUACGAAAGCUGGCUUCCAGCUUGGUUGCUAUUCUCAAGCAUCCGGCCACCCCUUCUAAACAAGCUGUCUGGCAGCUAGCUGCGAGUCUCGUGAACGGCGGAUAUGUCUCAGAAGAAUUGGCACGAGGUGUGGAUUUUCAAGCAAGGAUACUGCCGGAGCUGAACACCAACGCGUCGGGUGCACUCCUGUUUUUCUCCAUUGCACUCGCCGAAGAGGCACUUCGGGCCGACUCUGAGACUCAAAAUGGAGCCGGAGACGGCUCUGCUCUCCAGCGAGCUCUGUUGAAUAUGAAAGACGGUUUAUCUUUGGUCCAAUUCGUGUUGAACGGCAUCAUGCAACAUGCACGUGCUGCUGGUGAUGAUGCAAUCGAUGCAGCAUUGGCUGCAGAAGCCAUGAGCUCUUGGAAGACGUGGCUGGGCUUCCACGGAAUCCGCCAGCGCUCCGUCACAGACGACGUCAACGCACUGGCUAUAAGCUGCGGGAAAACAGUUAUAGAGACACUGAGGGUACCCAGCUUGAGUGAGAACGCAGCCUCAAUUUUGACUCAAGCUUUUGAAAGCCGUCGUUGGGUCUUUGAUGCCAGCUCAUUAUGUCUCGUUGCUGAGGUGCUCGCUGAUUCCAUUGUGACUGCUCACAUCGCUGCAGUGAGCAAUGGAGAUGAAGGUGUUGAAAGCAUGUCAUUCGUCGAUCUUCUGAUAGCUUAUGUCUCGCAUCUGCACUUGGAUGUCUUCACCGCUCCUUUAUCCCUACAAAACGAAAACAUUCUUCGCCUCGUCCACGGAAUCUUUAAGACGCCGGGUUAUGCAUCUAUUGACGACCUCGGCACCCCGCGUGUCUUGGAGUUCUGGAAUGAGAUCGCCGAGAGUCUUCUUGAUGACCUCGAGCCAGAUAACCCCAGAUACGGCUUGAUCAAGUCGCAUCUGGCUGAAGUGGUCUUGAGUCUCUCAAGUAAACUGCUAUAUCCUACCUCUGAUGAAUUAUCAGACUGGAGUGAUGAAGAGCGCAGCGAGUUUGGAGCUUUCCGUCACGAGGCUUGUGAUUAUCUUCUCUCGGCAUAUCCCAUCCUUGGCGUCGAGCUAGUGACUGUCUUCCAGAGAAGCGCAACUUCACACCUUCAAGGUGGCGAUUGGCGCAACUUUGAAACUGCCAUGUUUUGCAUAGCUCAGCUCUCGGAAGCAGUCGACGAGAAUGGCCACGCUGACCAAUGCCUCGACGCCAUCUUUGGCAGCGAUGCCUUUGCCCAGCUCUGCGCUGGUGGGGAGACCGGAAUUCCGCUCAAAGCUCGCCAGACCUUGGUUGAUUCAUUCGGGAAAUACGAGUCAUAUUUCGAAAGACACAGCUCAUUACUACCGGGGGUUCUCAAUGUUCUAUUUGAGUCACUCAGCUUUGAGCUGUGUGCACAAGCGGCUUCGAGAUCUAUUCUGACUCUUUCCAAAUCUUGUGCCCGAGUCUUGACUUCAGAUCUGCCUGCUUUCCUGGAUCAAUUAGACCAAUUCAGAAGCAAGCCAACAGCUACCGCUUCAACAAUGCCGAAGGUCCUCGAGGGAAUUGCGACUAUCAUCCAGAAUCUAUCAACAGACGAGGAAAAAGUCCAGACGCUCGAACGAAUCCUUGGCUUCUUUGUUCAAGAGGCUAAUACAGCCCGGGAAGAAGUCAAGGGCCCUGGCCAUGAAUACGGACGUCUGCGGGGACAUCUGGUCUUAAGCUGCAUCGCUAGCAUCGGAAAGGGCCUUCGUUCAGAGACCGAGACAAUCAGCAUCGAUGACUUGCAAGAUGAAGGACCCUAUCCCGCAUCAUUUUGGAACUCUGGACCCGGUGCCGAAUCCCAACGUCUGCUGAUGGAAGCCAUGCGACUUCUCAUUGUCGAGUUCCCCGUGGACAACGGUAUCAUUGAAGCAGCUUGUGAUAUCUUGAAGGCAGGCUACACGGAGCGAGCUGGACUCUUCGUUUUCCCACCUUCAAUGACUGUCGACUUCAUCAAAAGCUUCCCUCUCGGCAUCUCAGGCACCGACAUGAUUAUGGCAACUGCAUCAUCUUUCUUGGCUUCUCACGCUUCCCACGCAAUGCAGAUUCGUGCUGAGGCCGAGGCGCUUACUGACCACGUUGCCCGACUAUUCUCCUCAAUGCUCCAAAAUCCCGACUCGUAUGAUCCAGAGACUGCGAAUGCCGGUAUCGACUUCCUAGCCCGUCUCCUGCCAAAGUACUAUCCAAUCCUAUUCACUCCUCUGGAGUCCCACGCCGAGUCUCCUCUCGCCGUGUUGCUUCAUUUCAUCCUUCACGCAUUGACGCGCCCAGAGCCACUCCCCCUUCGGGCUGCAUCUGCGUUCUGGGUUGCGUUGGUCGAUCUCCGCAGUAAUUCACCCGAAGCAACCAACACGAUCGAAUCUGUCAAUCAAGAAUUCAUUCCUCGUCUAUGCUAUACAAUUAUCCAGCAAAUCGCAGGUCGCUGCGCAAGAUCCGAUCUGGUAUCCUUGAACGACGCCCUGCGACGCACUGUAUUCAAGAAAAUGGCACUCGCGCGACCCGCUCUGAAAGCCGCGCUUGAAACACUCAACGCCCAGGUCACUGAUGCCAAUGGCCAGCAAGUACCCGUUCUCUCGGCGCAAGAUAAGUCGCGCUUCCUGGAGGGUCUCGUUAUCGCCCGGGGUGCCCAGAAGCCCUCCUUGGAUCUUGUGCGGGCUUUCUGGCUGAAAUGCCGGGGGAUGAAUUUUGAUUAUGCACAGUAA
Messenger RNA from Penicillium olsonii, 3168 nucleotides. NCBI's taxonomy places the organism in Eukaryota, Fungi, Ascomycota, Eurotiomycetes, Eurotiales, Aspergillaceae. The record is from the annotation of a GenBank genome assembly.